AUGGGUGUCCUAAAAUGCAAUUCAGUCAAGCUUCCUUCUGGGGCGAAGAUGUUUUACCGUGAGACAACGCCUGAGAAAGAGACAGAUUCCCCAGUCAUACUCCUCCUCCAUGGCUUUCCCUCGUCGUCUCACCAAUUCCGGAAUUUGAUUCCCCUUCUUGCGAAAACAUAUCGUGUAAUUGCUCCAGAUUUACCAGGUUUCGGAUUCACCGAAGUGCCACCGGACUUUGUCUAUACCUUCAGCAGCCUGACAGAUACAAUUGAGCAAUUCGUGGAUGAGCUCUGUUUACUGAAAUUCUCCAUUUACAUCUUUGACUACGGUGCGCCCGUCGGCCUGAGGCUGGCACUUCGUCGGCCAGAGGCAGUUCAAGCUAUCAUCUCUCAGAAUGGAAACGCCUAUGAGGAUGGGCUUGGUGAUGUAUGGGAUCCUAUCAAGGAUUUCUGGGCUAGUGGGAAUACCACAGAUGAUCGACAAAAGCUUUCUGCCACGAUGCUCAGUUUUGAAAUGACUAAAUUCCAAUAUGAAAACGGUACGCCAGAUAUCGGGGCCAUCGCGCCAGAAUCAUAUCAUCUCGACUAUGCUCUCAUGCAGCGUCCAGGUAAUAAGGAGAUUCAAAUUGAUCUUUUGAAGGAUUAUGAAAGCAAUAUACCAUUCUAUCCCAAAUUCCACCGCUACUUUCAAAAGAGCCAGGUGCCUCUUCUUGCAAUCUGGGGUCAGAAUGACGUGUUCUUCAUUCCCGCCGGAGCCAAUGCAUUCAAAAAAGAUUUGCCAAACGCUGAGGUUAAGCUUAUUGAUGCUGGCCACUUUGCUGUGGAGAGCCAUACCGAUCUGAUUGCUUCUCAUAUGCUGGUUUUCUUGAAUAAGCAUAUACUUCAGUGA
Penicillium waksmanii is the source of this 879-nucleotide messenger RNA. RefSeq names its product alpha/beta fold hydrolase. Bases 1 to 879 code for a protein of 292 amino acids. The transcript has a single exon. The record is from RefSeq and is a predicted model, not a curated record. NCBI's taxonomy places the organism in Eukaryota, Fungi, Ascomycota, Eurotiomycetes, Eurotiales, Aspergillaceae. Gene Ontology annotation, molecular function: epoxide hydrolase activity.